AUGGAAUGUGAUGUUUUGGUAGUCAAUGUCAGUGAUGAAGCAUUGUGGUACUGGGUGUCACUAUCUGAAAUUAAAGGACUUGACAGUCGUUUUGAAAAUGAUUGCCCUGGAAAUGUUGUAAUGGUGAUGAUGAAGACUAAAAGCUACUCCUUAGGACCUGAUUUGGACUUUUGCCCCUCCCAAAGCUUCAUUUUUUAUCUCCUCAUUCAUCAAAAGAGAAAUGGGUAA
This is a messenger RNA of Sphenostylis stenocarpa, 228 nucleotides long. NCBI's taxonomy places the organism in Eukaryota, Viridiplantae, Streptophyta, Magnoliopsida, Fabales, Fabaceae. The record is from the annotation of a GenBank genome assembly.